Messenger RNA from Tachysurus fulvidraco (yellow catfish), 3681 nucleotides. It is a transcript of the gene deaf1, whose product is annotated as DEAF1 transcription factor. Gene Ontology annotation, molecular function: DNA-binding transcription activator activity, RNA polymerase II-specific; RNA polymerase II cis-regulatory region sequence-specific DNA binding. Gene Ontology annotation, cellular component: nucleus. Lineage: Eukaryota; Metazoa; Chordata; Actinopteri; Siluriformes; Bagridae. The record is from RefSeq and is a predicted model, not a curated record. Bases 299 to 1927 code for a protein of 542 amino acids. Gene Ontology annotation, biological process: positive regulation of transcription by RNA polymerase II. The transcript has 13 exons.
GUGACCCGCGUCACUUCGUGUUACGUCGUGUUUUUUCGUUUAUUUCCGCCGCGUCUCCUUCCUGUCCUGCUGAACGUCCCGCAUUAAGAAAGGUGGCAGCCAUUACCUUUUCUUUACAUUUUUUUGGUCGUGUAAACGCAUUUCUUUUAGUAAGUUGCACACAUUUGCGCCUUGUGGUGUGCCGUUUGUGAUUAUUGUACACCGUAGUGCAGUGCACAGGGCAUAAGGCGGAGUCGGCCGCCGAUUCGUGUCUCUCGGCUGUGUUCGGCUCAAGUCGGGCGCCGCUCUGCUCAAUGUAAUGGACGCGAGCGAGGCGGCGGUGAAACGGCUCGGGUUCGCCGGAGCGGAGGAGGAAAAGACCGGGGGACUGGAGGAAGAGGAGGAGGGGGAGGAAGAAGAGGAGGAGGAGGGGGAGGAGGAGGGAGAGCAUUCGGAAAGCGAGCCGGACGAUGCCGAAGUUAGCACGAUGCCCGGCAUGACGGAAGCGGCCGACAUCUCCAUAGCCGAGUCCCUGCCGAACACAGACGACGGCGAAGCGCCGUUUGCGGAGGUUACAACUGUUACAGUGAGUGAUGUCCAGAAUGCAGAUGACAGCGUGUUCUCAGCAUCUGUGGCCUCGGCAGCUUCCAUCCCUGAACAUGUGCUUACAGGCAGAACCACUCUGCAGAUUGGGGACAGUCUUAGCACACAGAAGGCCACCCUGAUUGUUGUACACACGGAUGGGAGUAUAGUGGAUGCCACAGGCCUGAAAGCUACAGCAGGUCCUAUGACACCAGGGCCCCAGACUCCCUCCACACCGAUGACUCCGAGUCAUGAGAAAGAUGUAAACAAGUAUAACUGGGAUCCGUCUGUGUAUGACAACGAACUGCCCGUGCGGUGCAGGAACACCAGUGGUGUCCUCUACAAGAACAGACUAGGAUCAGGUGGCAAAGGACGCUGCAUCAAAUACAACAAUACCUGGUACACUCCAACUGAGUUUGAAGGGCUGGCUGGAAGAGCUAGCAGUAAAGACUGGAAGAGGAGUAUUCGUUAUGCUGGGAGACCUCUCCAGUGUCUUAUACAGGAGCGCAUACUCAACCCCCAUGCUGCCUCUUGUACAUGUGUGGCCUGCUGUGAUGAUAUGGCUGUGAACAAGGACGGAUCCUUUGGAGGCGAAAGCAUAUCUAUGACUGGACCUGUGCGGCUUUUUGUCCCAUACAAGAGGCGUAAAAAAGAGAGUGAUCGUCCAGCAUCUCCAGAAAAGAAGGAGGCACCGUCACCCAAGAACAUUACUUUAGCACCCGGAGCUUCAUUCACAGUGAGCCCAUCAGGCCAGCUCACCACUACUGGCACACUGACCUUUGAUCGAACGGCAACUGGAGAUGCGACGGCCAUCAUUUCCGACAGCCCUGCCGCUUCAGAUGUCUUCAGCAGCACAGCGGUGCUGACCACGCUACCGGAGCUGACGGUCGUCCCUCAGCAGCCCAUUUUACAAGCUAAAGCUCCUGCUGCAGCUGGAGUCGCCAACGGCUUGGAGAUGAGCGAGCAGCGCACCUGGCUGUACCUAGAGGAGACGGCCAACACACUACUCAACACUGUCCAGCAUCUCAAAGCAUUCAUUGCCCAGGCCAAACAGGCCAGCCAAUCCAGCAGCAGCCUAGAGAAAAGCAACUGCAGCAGGAAGGAUGCUUUUCCCAGCCAACUGACACUUACCGAUGACACAGAGGGGAAGAUUACAGAAAUUAUUAUCAAGCAUACUUGUGUGAACUGUGGACGUGAAGCAUCCAGCGAAUGUGCAGGCUGCCACAAAGUCUAUUACUGUUCAAACUUCUGCCAAAAAAAGGACUGGAAGGAUCAUCAGCACAGUUGCACGCAGCCCGGCGUAACUGUGGGAAUUCAUGACGAGGCUCACAUAGCUAGCAUGGAGGUUGAGAAAGUCAAGGCAUAGCCCCAGUACGGAUGCAUGCAGUGGAUAUAGAAUAAUCACACCCUCAACCACCGUGAUGUACAAAUACACUAUAAGGCCAAAGUUAUGUGGUCAUCUGACCAUCACACCAGAGUUGUGGACGUACACAAUUGUGAUAGAUGUAUACAUUUUCCCUUCAGUGGAACCAAGAGGCCUAAACCUGCUCCAGCAUAAAAAUGCCCCUGUGCACAAAGCAAGAUCCACGACUACAUGGUGUGUUAAGCCUGGUGUACAAGACUGCAACACUGACGGCAUGUUGCCCAAAUAUAACAGUGAAUGGGGAAUAAAUCUGGAACAGUUUGUUCAACAAGCACACACUGGGGUUUGUCGAUGAGGUGUUCACAAACGUUCUUUGCUGUUGUUUAUCAGCACUAAUUAUAUGAAUCUGAAUCUGUUGAAUACGACAGGACUUAUUUUUAAAAGACCUUCUAUGCUACAUUCCUGGACGAUCAUACUGAAAUGCCAGAGACUGAAAGGAAACAUCUAUGCAAGACAAGGAAACAAAAAAAAUUAAUGUGAUUGAAAAUAUUGAUGUGGUUAACGAAGACAAGUCAGGAAAUGGAAGCAUUAUGUCAUUUGUGAAGCAGGAGUAGAGAAGAAAAGCUCAAGGGAUACAAUACAUGACUGUUUGUUCCUUGCUCAUUUAAUAGUAUUUAAAUUAGAUGGAUAACAUGUCAAAGUGUAAUUUGAUGUGUGAUAACUACAUCAUUCAUUAGUACUGACAGUAUUAGGUGAAUUGGUCUGGAGUUGAAGUCACUCAAACUGAAAUGUUCUGCAAGUGUAAUUAAAAUGUUCAUACUGACUGACACACACAUGCAUGCAGUGUUACAUUUACUCCAAACACAUGAAUGAUUAUUGAGCCUCUACACAACAAACUGCCUUAUGAAACAAAAGAGACGUAUACAGUAACAUUUACUGUGUGUGUAUGUUUGUUCUAUUUUGCUGUGUCUUAUGCAUCAUGAUUUAUCUGGCCAGCCAAAAAUAACUGCACUGAUUAUUUUAUCAUUAUUUGGCUGCUUGUGACUCCUCGCACUUCCAUAAUUGGAGAACUGAAUGUAAAUUAUAUAAACAAAUACAAAACUCUAUUUAGAGUUGCUCUGAUUACUCCACUACAUACAUUAUUAAUGUAUGAUAAUAACUAGAUGAAGUGGAUGUUGGUUUUUCACCAUGUGGAAAAAGUUCUGCAGUUUCAUUUUCACUGAACUUUUACAUGUACCAUGUUCCGUAACCAGCACUAGGAGUUCUGUUAUUCACAACCUCAGCUUUUCUGAGUCAGAUUCUAUGGGUUAAAUGAGCUUUUCAUUCCUGAUUGAUUUCAAUAGGACACAACACACUGUUCUACAGAUCUCAAAUACCAAAAUUCCAACCCUAUUAUACCUCAUGACAUGUACAAAUGACCUAUCCUUCAGCAUACAAACAUAAGCAAGAAAUUGACCCAGAAUGAUUACUUAUUACUUCAUUUAAGGUUUUUUUUUAAUCAGUGUGUAAUAUGCGUUUUUGGAAACAAAAGUUUAUAAAUUUAUGGAUUUGAAUUUGGAGGCUGGGAAACAAGCCUAGUUUUCAAACAGACUAUCUUUUCAAUUGAGGCUGAAGUCCAGACAGGGUUUGCUUAUUAAGGCUUGCUUAUAAAAUGUCACACUAAGCUCACACAUGGAUGUGUUAGCAAGCAUUAAAGCAUUUUACAAGUUGAUUGAUAAAUUUUACAAUUUUGUCUGAUUAAACUUUAGUGCCCAGCA